Molecule: messenger RNA, 2799 nt
Organism: Cornus florida
Lineage: Eukaryota; Viridiplantae; Streptophyta; Magnoliopsida; Cornales; Cornaceae
Product: nucleoside hydrolase 3-like
Exons: 12
Coding region: 3-2618 (871 amino acids)
Molecular function (GO): hydrolase activity, hydrolyzing N-glycosyl compounds
Source: RefSeq, a predicted model, not a curated record
CAAUGAUGGUGGGGAGAGUAGUGUUUCAAAUGUUGGUUCUGAUUGCAGUAGUUGUGGAUGCUAGGCCUCAAAGGAUUCUGGUAGAUACUGAUGUCAAUCUGGAUGAUAUCUUAGCUCUCUUUUAUCUGUUGAAGCAAAAUAAAUCAGAAUUCAACUUGCAGGCAAUUACUGUGAAUUCAAAUGAAUGGAGUGAUGGUGGACAUGGCAUUAAUCAUGUAUAUGACAUUCUCUUCAUGAUGGGUGGUGAUGACAUCCCUGUUGGAGUUGGAGGUGAAGGUGGAAUAUUGCUGGAUGGCACCAUUGUUGGUGAUGUUGGUGGAUAUCUUCCUAUUAUUGACCAGGACACUUCAACAGUUGGUGGUUGUAGAUACAGACAAGCAAUUCCAGUGGGCUCCAGAGGCCGUUUGGAUAUCAGUACUCUCUAUGGCUUACGAAAAGGUUUUCUUCCUCAGGGCAGCAGGAAAUAUGAUCCUCUUCGGCAACCCACCGUGCAACAAGUGAUGACUGAUGCCAUAUCUGCAGGUCCUAUUGUUGUUUUUCUAAUGGGAGCCCACACAAAUUUGGCCAUUUUUCUUAUGAAGCAUCCUCAUUUGAAGAAAAAUAUCGAGCAUAUCUAUGUCAUGGGUGGUUCUAUUAGGCCAAACUGUCCCAAGAAGGUCAAGCACUCUUCCGGAUCAGGGCAGUGUGGCAAUGUUGGUAAUUUGUUUCCAGACCACUCCAAUCCAUAUGCCGAGUUCAAUAUCUUUGGAGACCCUUAUGCUGCAUACGUGGUUUUACAUUCUGGCAUUCCGGUCACACUCAUUCCACUUGAUGCAACAAAUACAAUUCCGGUGAGUGAGAAUUUCUACAAGGCAUUUGAAGCGAAUCAGAUUACAUAUGAGGCGAAAUAUAGUUUCCAAUCCUUAAAAAUGGUUCACGACACCUGGUUCAGUGACAACUUUCAUGAGAAUUUCUUCAUGUGGGACUGUUUUAUGGCUGGUGUAGCAAUAUCAAUUAUGCGCAAUUCACACCAUCAACAUGGAGAAAACGAAUUUUCCCAUAUGGAAUAUAUGAAUAUUACAGUAGUUACUUCGAAUAAACCUUAUGGAAUAUCAGAUGGUUCAAAUCCUUUCUUCAAUGACCGGGCAAUCCCAAAGUUUAAUUUGCAAAAAAACGGAGAUCAAAGUGGCCAUGUGCAGAUGGGAAUGCGAGAUCCUUUCUGCCUUGUGCUCAAUGGGAAAGGGAGGUGUCAGGAUGGUUACACAAAGGAGGUAACUGGUCCAGAAGCAGUGCGCGUUCUUGUUGCAACAGAAGCCAAACAUACUGAUGAUGUUAACAGUAUGCUUGACAAAAAAUUUUACAAAAACUUCUUGGAUGUUAUAAACCGUCCCGAGCAAAGUGGGAGGUUUAAUGUUGCAACACAAUUUCCCUAUUACAAGAGCAUUACUCGCAAGCCGGAUUAUGGAACAAGAAAAACUGGAAAACCAAUUCUCUUUGACAUGGAUAUGAGUGCUGGAGACUUUCUAGCUCUUCUCUACCUCCUGAAACUACCAACGGAACUUGUAGACCUAAAGGGAAUAUUGGUAACUUCAACUGGUUGGGCAAAUGGUGCAACAAUAGAUGUCAUAUAUGAUGUACUUCAUAUGAUGAAUCGCGAUGACAUUCCAGUCGGUCUGGGAGACGUAUUCGCAACUGGCCAAACAGAUCCAUCUUUCCCUUCUAUUGGAGACUGCAAGUAUAGCAAGGCUAUCCCAUAUGGUUCUGGUGGCUUCUUAGACUCCGAUACACUCUAUGGUCUUGCUCGUUACUUGCCUCGUAGUCCUCGAAGGUACACAGCAGAGAACUCUGUAAAAUUUGGAGCUCCUCGAGAUACUGACCACCCUGAACUUAGACAACCAUUAGCAUUAGAUGUAUGGAAGUCCAUCAUAAAAUCGCUUGAUCCGGGAUCUAGAAUCACUGUGCUGACCAAUGGACCGUUGACCAAUUUAGCCCAAAUCAUCAGUUCAGAGAAUAUUAACUCCACAAUUCAGGAAGUGUAUAUAGUUGGGGGACACAUUAGCCAUGAAGCCCAUGACAAGAAGGAAAAAGGAAAUCUCUUCACUGUUCCUGCAAAUGACUAUGCAGAAUUCAACAUGUUCCUUGAUCCUUUAGCUGCAAAGGCAGUUUUCGACUCAGAAGUGAACAUCACACUCAUUCCUCUCGGUAUUCAGAGGACAGUUAGUUCUUUCAGAGAAGUUCUUGAAAAACUGCAGCUCACUAAUAGGACUCCAGAAGCUGUGUUUGCUCGGCAUCUCCUUUCAACGCUGUGGCAGUUGCAACAGAAGCAUCACAGAUAUCAUCACAUGGAUACUUUCUUGGGAGAAAUCCUUGGUGCAGUGAUGUUGGGUGGCAACCAUCAUCUAAACCAGACCUUUCAAUUUAAGCAGCUCGAGGUCUCGGCAACUGGUGACAUUUCAAGAGAUGGACAGAUAAUUAUAGAUGGAAAACAAGGAAAAUCUGUCAGAAUAUUAGAUAGUGUUGAUCAUGAGGCAUAUUAUGCUCAUUUUGCCAGUGUUUUAGGUGAUAAGAGGAAUGCUGCUGUUAUAGGGAGCUUUGAUGACCAGAAAAGACUGUGGAAUACACCACCAAAACAUGACUGAAAUGAGAACAGUUCAUAUUUUGCUGAGAAGUGGGAUAUAUAUAUAUGUUGACAUGUGAUAGUCUGUAUUUUAGAUGCUGACAUUUUGAGAAGGAAAAAGGAAUACAACUACAGAUUUUUCACCCUUUUCUAGUUCUGCUUUGUUUUGUUUCAUCCAUCUUGUUCUUUACACACGCACACAU